AUGCCUAACAUAGCAGGUAGUUUCAUAUGGCGAAUUGUACGCCAUGUCGCAAUCAUCUUACCCGCGGGGACUCUCCUUGGUGCUGGCGUUGCCCUGGGGUUACCUCCGCACCCUCACUUGGAUGCUGCAGCCCGUCUCGGCCCUAUCGCUGCUCUCGUUGCACUUGGCUGCAUCAUUUCUCAGUCACAUUGCUUCACGCAGUCCCCAAAGUCAAGAAUCGCGAUCUUGGUCGGACUUCGAGAUUAUAUACUGAAGAUGGCGGUAGUCACAUCCGUGAUAGCCAUGAGAUUGACGGCGAUGCCCAGGAACAGACAAGAAACUGCGGAUAUAAUUGAGGAGGGAGAGCACAUCUCACCCAAUGGCAUUGAGCGAUACAAAUCUCUGCGCAAUCUGAGCACGAAACUGUCCUGGGACUUGGCUUCCACCGCAAGUCAUGUGGGUCUGCUCUCCAACAUAGGCUCACUGGAUUUCAAGUUCAUGUCUGGACCCAAAUCCCAUGACUCGGACUGUUCAACUGGUAAAGACUCGGACAUUACACUGUCAUCUGAUAUGCAAGGCGAGCCCACCCGGAACAUGGAUAUCAUUGAAUGGACCACUACUAUAGGCUCUGCCACACACGAAACCAGAACGCCUCUUCUCAACGCAGACAGUACUGCAGAAGGAUACGGCGUAAUGUGUUGA
Molecule: messenger RNA, 681 nt
Organism: Fusarium tjaetaba
Lineage: Eukaryota; Fungi; Ascomycota; Sordariomycetes; Hypocreales; Nectriaceae
Exons: 2
Coding region: 1-681 (226 amino acids)
Source: RefSeq, a predicted model, not a curated record